Trachemys scripta elegans is the source of this 1836-nucleotide messenger RNA. RefSeq names its product CD276 antigen-like. Lineage: Eukaryota; Metazoa; Chordata; Testudines; Emydidae. The transcript has 5 exons. The coding region runs from base 533 to 1507 and encodes 324 amino acids. The record is from RefSeq and is a predicted model, not a curated record.
CGAUACUUGACAAAAACCAUAACUUUCUUUUAUUCUCACAGCGAUUGGCAGGGUGCCCCCCAGGCACGCACUUGCUGCAUUGGUGCCUGGAGCAGCCCCUGCUAAAACCACUUCCUAGGUGUUACACAUAUGAGACACAGCAGAGGUUUCGAUAUGAUUGUGUCCUGAGGCCAAAGUGAGAACUGUGUCUGAUGGAAACUAUAGUCACUGGCAGGCAGGAUCCAAUGUUUGGGGACAUUUCCUUUCAUAUUAUUUGUAAACCCCCGUGCUUCCCCCCAUAACAAUGGGCUGCCAGGAAUUUCCCCAGCUCCGCUAUUUAAAUACCCAACAAGGAGCGACUGAUAUUCAGAGCAGACUUCAGGAGGCCACGCUGCCUGUGCCGGUCCCCCAUUUCCUGACUGCGACUCUCUCUGGGCUCUGUGUCUGCUGGGCUGCUCCGGCUACCCAUGCACCUCUCUUUCCGGCUAACCAACGGGGCACAUGAAUAUUGUCUAGCACACGGGCAGCUCGCAGUGACGCUGGAGCCAGGGCCAUGAUUUCCUUCCUCAGCUGCUGCUUCUGGCUCCAAAUGCUGGCCACGAAAACAGUGCAGUUGGAAUCAGACGUUGUAGCUCAUUUCGGGGGGGACGUCACCCUGAGCUGCCUCUUCCCAUCUCAGCCCGGGAUGAACCUCCAGGACUUGACACUCACCUGGCAGAAGGAGCGGGCGGGGGCAGAGGCCCUGGUGGUUCAUUGUCACUAUUACGGGAGGGAGCAGUUGGAGAAACAGGAUGAGGCUUGUAGGAACUGGACCCGGCUGGAUCCAGAGGGGCUGGCCUGGGGCAAUGCGUCCCUGACACUGAGGGGCGUCCGCACCCAGGACGAGGGCGUCUAUCUCUGCCACGUCACCUCGGAGCCGGGCUGGACGGCUGAGCGCAGGGAGCUGAGAGUGGAAGCACCCUACAGUGAGCCUCAUCUGACCCUUGACCUCUCGUUUCGGCUGGGCCACACCCUCUUCAUCUUCAGCUCAGGGAGCGGGUACCCCCGGGCGAGCGUGGAGUGGAGGGACGGGAUGGGAACCAACCUGACAGAGCUCAGCACUACCACAGAGUCCGUGGACACCUGGGGCCUUUACACCCUGUGCAGCGAGCUGGCCGUGCCCGUGGGGCAGAGCACCAACCUCACCGUGCUCCUGGUGACAGCGCCCGGGCGGGAGACCCACAUGCUGCACAUCACAGUGGCAGCAGGACCCGGGCAGAGACGCAGCCACGUCUGGCUGCUGGUGGCCUCUCUGGGCGCCGUGAUCCUGUCUGUGAUAGUGGCUGUGUGGAUCCUUCGCCCUCCUGUCCAUGGGACUUGCAGACGCUGCUCAGAGAAUCGCUUCGCCGGGAUGAGGGAUGUGGAGGAUCCUUCACCCCAGAGCCAGCCGGGCCCCGGCGCCUGCCCAGCCCUGGGUACACCCACCCCCGGCCUCGGGGCUGAUCUCCCGGCGGCUCCUUCAGGCCACCUUCACGCCAAGGCUCUGUAGCCGGGAGCCAGGGGUCUCUAGACCCAAUGGCCGCGCUUUAUAGCAAGGACAGCACAGUUCUAUGGGCAGCACAGAGCCACUGCUCCAGGGCUUGCUCUUGUCCCUGACCCCUGCGAUGGGAGAGCCCCUUGCGAGGCGGGGACUGACCCAUGUCAAUACAACGGGGCUCAUACACUACAGCCCCCACUGGGAGGAACCUAACCCCGCUCACGCAGGGCAGCUCUUUGUCCCCCUCUAAUCACUGCCCCACAUCAGAGCAUUUAUUGAGAUCCCUGUGGGGCUAGGGCCAGAGCCUCAAAGGUAUUUAUAGAGCCCCAGAGAGGUGGGGC